Drosophila hydei is the source of this 1581-nucleotide messenger RNA. RefSeq lists its product as uncharacterized. Bases 191 to 1435 code for a protein of 414 amino acids. The record is from RefSeq and is a predicted model, not a curated record. NCBI's taxonomy places the organism in Eukaryota, Metazoa, Arthropoda, Insecta, Diptera, Drosophilidae. The transcript has 5 exons.
UAACAAUUUACAAAAUCAACUCUAAUUGAACACCGAUGCGAUAACGAAUUGCUUGGCCAAUUCCAAAUCGGGCCAAGCAGAGUCUUAUGCCUAACGCCCGGACCUAAUUUGAAAUCAGCCGUUGGCCGAACUGCAUUCGAUUGUGCGAACAAUUUCUCAUUCGUCGUUAAUUAAGGAAAAAGCACUCAAAAUGUCUGAGGUCCCACAAACGAAUGGACACGCCGAGUCGUCGGACCCCAAUUUGCCGCCUUGGCUGCCCAGAAUCUCGCUGCAGAAUGCAGUGCGCGCCCAGAUCGGGGACUUUGAGAAGAUACGAUCAGUAACGCCACAGCCGGCCAAUGCUGGGGACAACUACUCAACGCUGAUAGUGCGCCUGCUGGUGGAAGUCGAGCUGCUGGAUCACAGCAGCAAGGAGGUGUCCUUUGUGCUGAAGGCCCAGCAUAACAACGAGAUAAUGGCCGCCAUACUCAACAAGUUGCGUCUCUUCCAGAAGGAGGAGCAAAUGUAUCACGACCUUCUGCCCAAGUUCGAAAAGCUCUAUGCCGAGGUAGGCAAGAAAAUCCAAUUUGCUCCGAACGCCUAUAAGCUCGAUCAGGAUUUGGGCGUGGAUUAUGUGCUGCUGGAGGACUUGAAGCCGAAGUCCUUUAAGAAUGCCAAUCGUUUGGCUGGCCUAGAUCAGGAGCAUAUGCAGCAGGUGCUUACCAAGCUGGCUGCCUUCCAUGCCGCCUCCGCCUGCUAUGUGGAGCACAAUGGCUUAUUCGGGGAGGACUUCACAGUGGGCGUAUUCAGUGAAGCCAAUCGCCAGUUGCUGCAGGAGUUCAAUGCAUCGGGCGCAUUUCUAGCGCAGCUCAAGAAGUGGAAAAACUGUCAAAAUAUCUAUCAGAAGUUGGCGAAUAGCGAUGAGUAUUUGGUCAACCGCCUGCUGCAGGAUCAACAGGUGUCCACGCGGGAGUUCAAUGUGCUCAAUCAUGGCGAUUGUUGGAACUAUAAUAUUAUGUUCCUGUACGAUGCCUUUGGCAAGAUCAAGGAAACGCUCUUCGUGGACUUUCAAGUCUGCAACUAUGGCUCCCCAGCAAAUGAUCUGUAUUAUCUGAUACUUUCCUCGGCAGCGCCCAAGAUCAAGACCAAUCAGUUUGACUACUUUGUACGCUACUAUUUCGACCAGUUGGUGGGCAAUCUGAAGCUCCUGCAAUAUCAUCGGCCUUUGCCCAAGUUGAGGAACUUGCACGCAUCUCUCUUUCGCAAUGGAUUGGCGGCCUACUUGGUCGUCUCUAAGGUUCUGCCCGUUGUCAUGCUGGACAAAAACGAUCAUUCCAAUUUUGAGAAUGACGACGCCAAGGUGAAGGCCGCCAUGUACACCAAUCCGAAAUAUGUUCAGGCAAUGAACGAAAUUCUGCCAUGGUUGGAUAAUCGCGGUCUGCUCGACUGGAAAUAAUUACAAUUCAAAUGCGCAGUGCGGUUCGUAAUGAGUUAUUAAAAUUUUAACAAUGGAUCAAAUUUUGAUCACGCCAUGCUACAAAAUGUUUUACUAUUAUACGAAAUAAAAGCAUGUUGAGAAUAAUAAUAAAAGAGACACUUUGC